AUGCAGGUCAAGCAGAAGCAGGCCCAAAUCGAGUCCAUCGAGGAGCAACUCGAGAGAGAUGGCGCUCGUGUCAAGAUCAUGACGGACCACUUGGUCAAUGUACAGCAGGAGCUCGUCAACACUCAGCAGCUCGUCGACGCGAAAAGGAAUGAAGCCGCCACAGAGGAACAUCUUCAGGCGCUCACGAAUCGGCAGCUCGGACGGCUGAAAUCUGAGAUCGUUCGGCUGCAUAAGGUCUUGGAAGACACACAGGACCAGAUCAACGCAUUCUCAAACGAGCUGAUGCGUGGGAACGAGAAGUUGGACCAGUUCAAGCUUGAGAUGAAUUGGAACCAGGAAGAGCUGGAGCAGUGGGCCAUAGCUGCCAGGCAGAAGGAGGAGGACGAGCUGACACUCGAGAAGUAUCGCCGUGCCGAUGAUUCAAAGGUACGCGAGUUGACGCUGACGGUAGAAAAGCUCACCGUCGAGAACGCCAAUCGGCGAAAGGAGCUGGAUGACCUUGUCACCGACACGCAGGCCAAGCAGAUCGAGAUGGACAAGACAGCAGAGCUUUUCCGCCAGCUGCAUGACGAUCGUAAGAAGAUCAUCGAGCAGUGGGAGGAGUCAGUCAAGAAUAUGAAGAGCCGGGACUCCCAGCUGGAGCGCCUCGGCGAGGAGUACGCGGCGAACAUGACCCGAAAGAAGGUCAAGGAAGACAAGAUGAAGGAGCGGAAGCAGUUCCAUGAUGAGGUCGAGGCAGACAACGAAAAGAUGGAGCAAACCAUCCAACAGACUGACAGGCAGCUGGUCCGCAUGCGCAUGGACCACAUGGAAGCCAAGACAUCGCUGACGGGCUUCAAGGAUGAGGUCGAGGUGAUGAAGAACCAGGUCAGUGCGUGCCACUCCGAAAGGAACCGGACCGAGAAUGAGCACCAGGUUGGUGCCCAACGCCUCGAAAGCCGGCGAGACAAGCAUGAGCAAGCAUACCGCCAGCUGGAGAUGCACAAGAGGGCUCUCCAAGACCAUCAAGACACCACGCGGAACAAAGAGCAGAUGAGCCAGGAUGCCGAGCGAGCACGCCAGGAGAUGAUCAACAACAUGAAAAUGGUCGAGAAGGAGAUGAAAGCAGCCAAGGAAAGCCAUUACAAGGAGAGCCAAGAUCUCUACCGCCUCCGUGCCGAGGAGGCGACCACGCUGGGAGCGAUCAGCGGCGCCCAGUCUGCCAUCAAGAAUCUGCAGCUUCAAAUCAGCAAGCUCGACCAAGAGCGGCAGCGGCAGCAGGAGUUGCUCUAUGCUGUGGAUUUCCAGUCGCAGCUGAUGCAACGCAAGGUGGCUCGAGUGUCUGGAGAGCGGACGAUCGAAGAGAAGGAGGAGUUCAAUCGCAAGGUGGAGCAACUCGACAAGCAGCUGGACGAGCAGAAGUCGCUGCACACGAUCCUGUCUGCGCAGAUCAAGCGCCAGGAUGCGGAUGGUCUUGCUGUGCUUCAGGCUUGA
This is a messenger RNA of Symbiodinium natans, 1473 nucleotides long. Lineage: Eukaryota; Dinophyceae; Suessiales; Symbiodiniaceae. The record is from the annotation of a GenBank genome assembly.